AUGCCCGGUGCGGGUGCUGCCCGGGGCUGCCUACGGACUGGGGCUGAGGCCGCCCAGCCUGGCCUCUGGCUCGGCCUCUGGCUCCUCUCCGCCAGCCGCUCCAUCCCGGACUCAGCCACAGCCUCGGAGAUGGACCCCCACCCACGCCCCCACUCCACGCCUGUCCUGGGCUCCCACAGCCAGGACAGCCUGGCCGUGGGCAUGCGGGGUGCAGGGAGCCUGUGUCCUGCUGACGUGGGGAGGGGCCAGCCCGACCUAGGACAGACCGCGCACCUGCAGACCGCGCACCUGCAGACCGCGCACCUGCAGACCGCGCACCUGCAGACCGCGCACCUGCAGACCGCGCACCUGCAGACCGGCCUCGCCGAGCGCCAGCGUGCGGGAGCCACCCUGAGCUCCACGCAGGAGAUCGGCGAGGAGCUGGUCAACGGGGUCAUCUACUCCAUCUCCCUGCGCAAAGUGCAGGUGCAUCAGGGGCCCAACAAGGGUCAGCGCUGGCUCGGGUGCGAGAGCGAGUCGGCCCUGAACCUGUAUGAGACCUGCAGGGUGCGCACGGUGAAGGCGGGCACGCUGGAGCGGCUGGUGGAGCACCUGGUGCCCGCCUUCCAGGGCAGCGACCUCUCCUACGUCACCAUCUUCCUGUGCACCUACCGCGCCUUCACCACCACCCAGCGGGUGCUGGACCUGCUGUUCAGAAGAUACGGCUGCGUCCUCCCGUACUCCAGCGGGGACGGCGGGCCCCAGGACCAGCUGAAGGAUGCCAUCUCCUCCAUCCUGGGCACCUGGCUGGACCAGUACUCUGAGGACUUCUGCCAGCCCCCCGACUUCCCCUGCCUCAAGCAGCUGGUGGCCUACGUGCAGCUCAACAUGCCGGGCUCCGACCUGGAGCGCCGCGCCCACCUCCUGCUGGCCCAGCUGGAGUGCCGUGUCCUCAAGAACUUCUCGUCGCUCUACGCCAUCCUCUCGGCCCUGCAGAGCAACUCCAUCCACCGCCUGAAGAAGACGUGGGAGGAGGUUUCCAGGGACAGCAUGCGCAUCUUCCAGAAGCUGUCGGAGAUCUUCUCCGACGAGAACAACUACUCGCUCAGCAGAGAGCUGCUCAUCAAGGAGGGCACCUCCAAGUUUGCCACCCUGGAGGUGAACCCCAAGAGAGCCCAGAAGCGGACGAAGGAGACGGGUGUCAUCCAGGGCACCGUCCCCUACCUGGGCACGUUCCUAACGGACCUGGUGAUGCUGGACACCGCCAUGAAGGACUAUCUGUAUGGGAGACUGAUCAACUUCGAGAAGAGGAGGAAGGAGUUCGAGGUGAUCGCGCAGAUCAGGCUGCUGCAGUCGGCCUGCAACAGCUACAGCAUCUCGCCGGACCGGCGCUUCCAGGCCUGGUUCCGCCUCAGCGCCGGCGGCAGCGCCCACUCCCGGUCCUGCGACCAGCUCCGCUGUGGCCCCUACCUCAGCAGCGGGGACGCUGCCGACGCGCUCAGCGUCCACUCGGCCGGCUCGUCCAGCUCUGACGUGGAGGAGAUCAACAUGAGCUUUGCGCCAGAGUCCCCGGACGCCCAGGAAAAGAAGUUCUGGGAGUCCACCUCCCAGUCGUCCCCCGAGACCUCGGGCAUCAGCUCUGCCUCCAGCACCUCCUCCUCCUCGGCCUCCACCACGCCCGUGGCCGCCGGCCGCUCGCACAAGCGCUCCGUCUCGGGCGUCUGCGGCCACGGCCCGGCGCUGCCCCUGUACAACCAGCAGGUGGGCGACUGCUGCAUCAUCCGCGUCAGCCUGGACGUGGACAACGGCAACAUGUACAAGAGCAUCCUGGAGCUGAAGAUUCCCGACAACGCCAACGUGUUCUACGCCAUGAACUCGGCGGCCAACUACGACUUUGUGCUGAAGAAGCGGACCCUCAGCAAGGGGGCGAAGGUCCGGCACGGAGCCAGCUCCACGCUCCCUCGCAUGAAGCAGAAGGGGCUCAAGAUCGCCAAGGGCAUCUUCUGACUGGCCGCGCUGCCCGCCCAGCAGCGCCCGCUCCAGGUCUGACGGACCAGCGGCUCGGCACUGGGACUGCAGGGCCCCGGCCGGCCCGACCACCCCGGGACCAACUCCGCCCGCCUCCCCGCCGCCGGGAGUGAGGCCUGCGUGGGCAGGCUGACCCGGCCUCCGUGGGCCACUCGCUGCCGUAGGUGCCUUCUGCUCUCUGCACCCAGAGGCCUCGCUGUCCCGCCAGGGAUCGCGGCCGUGGGCACGGA
This is a messenger RNA of Condylura cristata (star-nosed mole), 2237 nucleotides long. It is a transcript of the gene RALGDS, whose product is annotated as ral guanine nucleotide dissociation stimulator. Gene Ontology annotation, cellular component: plasma membrane. Gene Ontology annotation, biological process: positive regulation of GTPase activity; Ras protein signal transduction. Lineage: Eukaryota; Metazoa; Chordata; Mammalia; Eulipotyphla; Talpidae. Gene Ontology annotation, molecular function: guanyl-nucleotide exchange factor activity. The transcript has 15 exons. The record is from RefSeq and is a predicted model, not a curated record. The coding region runs from base 1 to 1986 and encodes 661 amino acids.